Molecule: messenger RNA, 1308 nt
Organism: Drechmeria coniospora
Lineage: Eukaryota; Fungi; Ascomycota; Sordariomycetes; Hypocreales; Ophiocordycipitaceae
Exons: 5
Coding region: 1-1308 (435 amino acids)
Source: RefSeq, a predicted model, not a curated record
AUGGCUGCAUCUACAGUGAACACCGCCUCAAAGACUUCCAAGAAGAAGUCGACGAAGCCUGCUCGUCGUAACGAGUCUCCCGCCCCUAGCACCGCCUCCGGGGUUGCCGACAAGAACGAUGGUCAGGACGAACCCUUUGAGAGCGCCUUCAUCAAGGAGUUGCAAAAGAAUAUCCGCAACGUGAACAAGAAAAUCGCCCACGCCUCCAAGACCGAUGGCCUUCUCGGCCAGCAUGCCGGCAAAUCCCUCGAUGAGCUGGUCGUGGCCAAAGUAAUAAACGCCGACCAAAAGGCACAGAUCCAGAAGAAGCCGGCUCUGCAGGCGCAGCUCGAGCAGUUCGAGGAGCAGCUGGCUCAAUACCAAAAGGUCCACGAGCAGUACCGCCACCGGGCCGCCGCCGACAAGGCCGAAUGGGAAAAGUCUCUCGAAAAGGCCAGGGCCGACGCGGUCCGAGAGGCCAAGGCCGAGUUCAACAAGUCGCUGCGGGACAACCUGCUGGUCCUCUCCCAGUUUCUGCGCCUCGCAGCCUAUCGUCGCGAAGAGGCCAAGGAUCCCGAGUCCGACGAGAGCCAGGCGAUCGAAGGCGUCCUGCUGGCAAUAUACUCCGGAGACGACAGCGCCGUUGCUUCCAUGCUGAAGCUAAUCGACGGAUCCGAAGACCGCGUCCUGAGCGUUCCCGGAGAGCCGCUGCAGACCACAUAUUCCAGCGUCAAGUCCAUGGCUCGCGAGUACAAGACGCCCUCGUACGAAGAGGGGGAGCAUGGCCAGGAUGUUGUCACCGACCCUACCAUUGCCAACGCCACGGCAACCGAGAUGGACGCCGGCGAUGCCAUCCCCAUCAAUGGAAAAGCGUCGGAGCUCGCCUUUAACGGAAUCGCCAACUCCAACGUCGCGGAUGAGGCUGCCAACGAGGUCGCCGAGAGCCACUGGGAUGGCGAGAACGAAAUAUUCCUGUCGCAGGAGUGGGUCGACGUAAAAGUCCCUCGCGACCCGGCCGAGACGGACUCUGGCCUGAAGGCGACGCCUGCCGCCGCCGCCAAUACCAACACCCAGUCUUGGGCCGAUGACCAGCCUGACGCGUCGGAAACGACCCACGCUCCUGCCGCCGAUGCCAACGACGGCUUCCACCAAGUGCAACGCAAUCGAGGUCGACAGGAACGUGAGGGAGGCAACUAUCGAGGCCGGGGAAGGGGUGAAUGGCGAGGCCGUGGACGCGGAGACGGACGCGGACGCGGCCAUGGACGCGGCCAUGGCACCCACAACGGCGCCGUAUCCUCGCGACCCCCCCGCCGCCACGAGGAGUCAUAA